Molecule: messenger RNA, 1349 nt
Organism: Triticum urartu
Lineage: Eukaryota; Viridiplantae; Streptophyta; Magnoliopsida; Poales; Poaceae
Biological process (GO): ubiquitin-dependent protein catabolic process
Molecular function (GO): ubiquitin protein ligase activity
Source: RefSeq, a predicted model, not a curated record
UGCAAAUAAAGCCACCCCCACCACACACCACACACCACCACCGCUCUGUCCCCCGCGCCGAUCGAGCACCAUACGAGGAGGAGAGGAGAGGCCCAUGGAGGCGCGCUCACCUGCCCCGCUUCCUCAAAUGGCCGGCGCCGCCAAGACUAUAUCCUGCGCCCGUAUGAGCAGUGCUCGCGGUUAGGUGCGCGCGCGCGUGCUCGGAGCGGGCUCACGUACGUGCACACUCGUCGGCGUCUUUACGAACGUUCGGUCAUCAUGGCCGGGAUGUUGCCCGGGGUGGAGUGCGCGCGGCGGCGGCGGAUGUGGCAGGGCGGGGGCGCCGGGGCGGACCAGGCGGCCGCGGGCACCAGGCGGCUCUCCUUCUGCCUCUACGCGGCCGGGCACGGCGCCGCUCACGCCGUGGGCACCGGAAAUUCCGGCAAUAAGCAGAGGAGCGGCGCCAUGGACGGGUGGGCGCUGGACAGCAAUGCCCGGGAGGCCAAGGAGCGGCUGGACCAGAAGCUCAAGAGCAAGAGCACCGGGCCCGACACCGUCAUCAAGAGGCAUCACAGCACGGGGAGCAUAAAGCUGAGCAGAGCAAACGGAAGCGGCGGCGGCGGUGGCGGAGGGGGCUCGUCGGCGGCGGUGGCGACGGGCGUGCAGCGGGAGGUGUACUCGAAGAAGGGCGUGAUGCGGCGGCUGAUGAGGUGGAGCCGGCUGCGGUGGGAGGCCGCGGAGCAGGCGGAGUGCGCGGUGUGCCUGGAGGAGUUCGCCGCGGGCGACGUCCUGGCGCACCUGCCGUGCGGCCACCGCUUCCACUGGGGCUGCGCGCUGCCCUGGCUCGAGGGCGCCGCCGCCGCCUCGCACUCCUGCCCGUUCUGCCGCGCCGCGGUCGACGCCGGCGCGCACGCCGCCUCCUAGCGACAGCAACACCCCGCCGGGCCAUCGGUUCGACGCCCACCGCGCCCGCGCGCACGCCAAGAAACUUGGGAAUGCGUAGGGAGAGAAGACGGCCGUGAAAGAAAUCCUCGCGGUCGCCGAGUUGCAUGGUUUUGGGCGCGUCGGCGCGUGGUCCGGUUCUGCCAUUUCAGUUUUCCCGGCGAGCGGUGGCUGAUGAGGUUGUGUUUGGCGGGCAUGUACAUGCAGCGGUUGUCGGUUGGCAAUGUCAGUCCGAUGUGUUACACCAUCAUCCUCUGGUCAAGGGGAAAAACUGUAUAUUAAGAGCUUAGUUGUAGCAAGGGUGGGACUUUGUGCAUCAGCAUCAGCUGUUGAAACUGAAGAAGGCGUGGCUGCCGCUGAACCUGACCAAACUGAAGAAGGCGUGGCUGCUACUGAACCUAACAAAACUGACGAAGUUGCGGUUGUUA